AUGGAAAUGGUGGAAGAAGGACAAAAUCAACCUAAAAUUGCUACAAAGCGGAUAAAGUUUGAAGAAAUCGUGGAGGUGGGUGGAGGAGAUCGAGUCACUGCGUUGCCGGAUUGCUUGCUUGUUGAAAUCCUGUCUCGUUUACCCUCCACAGAGGACGCUAUCAGAACAGGUACUCUCUCCAAGCGAUGGAAACAUCUCUGGACUUCGGUUCCUUCUCUCAUUUUCGAUGAUGAUAAUCAUCCGCGGCUGGAUUUCGUUUCGUUAGUCACCAAAACCCUAAAUCAAUGCCACCAUCAGAAGCUGAAGAAAUUCGUAGUGUCUACCAGAUAUGAUACUCGAUCUGAAUCGCAAAUCCACGAUUGGAUUCGCUAUGCUAUAAAUUGUAACGUUGAAGAGCUAAAUUUAAAGUUAUGGAAUGCGGAAGUCAUAGCCGAUGAGUUUCUUUUAGAUCAAUUUUUCUUCAUCAAUUCAUGUUUUACUGAUCUUAGAUUAUCAGGCUGCAUAUUGUAUCCAAGUGGGGCGAUUAGCUGGAAAAAUCUCAGGAGUUUGUUGAUAUCCGAAGGGAAUUUAGAUGAAGAAUUGAUUGGAAAUAUAUUAUCCGGGAGUCCUCAACUGGAAACGUUGGUGUUCAAUGAAUGCUAUGGUUACAAGCGGCUUGAUAUUACUUCAAAGAGUGUUAAGAACUUGGUGUUCAGUGGAUACUACUGGGUUCCUCCUGAUGAUGAAUGUGAUGAUUUCUCCCAUAUUAUUGAAAUUAAUGCUCCUAAUAUUUUAUCCCUAACAAUCAAAGGUGAUUUGUUGCUGUGGAAGAUUUUAUUGGUAAAUGUGUCUUCUUUAAUCGAAGCCAACUUAGAUUAUACAAUGCUUGGGCAUCAUGAGACAACAGAGUAUUCACUUUUUGGGUAUCAUGCAACAACACUUAAAGACGAAGAAGAGAUGCUUGAAGAAUUUAUACUAAACCUUUCCCAUGUCAACGAGCUUAAAGUUGGAAGAUCCUGUUCUAAGGUUGUGUCUCGUUUGGAUUUUAAUGGUUUUGUUUUUCCAUCAAAUAUCAAGUUUCCUGAUGCCACGUAUGAUUGGUCUGAUAGUGAUUCAAUUGAAAGCAGAGAUUGUGAUUCAGUUGAAAGUGGAGAUUGGUGAUGCUUUGAUUUCAUGUUUAUCUCUUGGAAUAUUUAUG
Messenger RNA from Lactuca saligna, 1177 nucleotides. The record is from the annotation of a GenBank genome assembly. Lineage: Eukaryota; Viridiplantae; Streptophyta; Magnoliopsida; Asterales; Asteraceae.